Molecule: messenger RNA, 1791 nt
Organism: Heterostelium album PN500
Lineage: Eukaryota; Evosea; Eumycetozoa; Acytosteliales; Acytosteliaceae
Exons: 1
Coding region: 1-1791 (596 amino acids)
Molecular function (GO): protein binding
Source: RefSeq, a predicted model, not a curated record
AUGAAUGACAUAGAUAUACAAAAUAGUAAUAGUUAUUGCAAUAAAAGUUUUUACUUUAAAAAGAUAUUAAAUUCUCAAUUUUUGAGAAAUAAAAUAUUCAGAGAUGUCAAACAGAUUCACAGACAAAAUAACACUCUCAAUAUGAUGUUCGAUUGGUAUGAUCUUGGAUGCUUCCCAGUGGAGUUGAUCAGAUUCAAUCAGAUCGAAAGAUUCAAAUCGAUUUUCAACUGUGUCAUAUCCGCUGUCAGUAGUCAAUCAUAUGAUAUCGAAGUAUUAAAUAGUUUCCUAUUAUCAUUCAUGGAUUCGUUAUCGUUGGCAAGACGUGAUUUGAUUGAACUCGUUUAUCAACAUGUUAGAAGUAGCAGUAACCUGUGUGAUAAAAUAAACUUCAAAUUGAUUCAUGAUAAAUCAAUGGUACACGGACAUCUACCGAUAAUCCAAUUCCUUCAUGAAAACAAAAUCGAUUCUGUAUUCAAAGGUGACUCGAUGAAGCUGGCCGCAAUGCAUGGUCACCUUCAUAUUGUACGGUGGCUACACGAGAAUAGAACAGAAAAGGUCUCGGAAUCUGUGAUGGACUUUGCAGCUAAAGGUGGACAUUUAGAGAUCGUCAAGUUCCUAUUUACCAAUCGAACAGAAGGUUGCUCUUCAGCUGCUAAAGAUCAAUGUAAACACUUGCCAACUGCACAAUUCCUUCAUCAGAACCUAACGGAUCCAUUGAUAUCGUACAAAGUUGCAGUGGAAUCUGGCGAUCUCGAGCUGGUAAAGUUUACUCUCGAGAGCUAUCCAGAACAAUAUAAACCAUACUACAUUAUACACGCAAUAACCAAUAAACAAUAUGAAAUUGCCACUUACUUGCUGGAGAAUCGCACUGAGGGAAAGAUUAGUGGUCGAACAAUGAAUAGCGCCGCUUUCCAAGGUAAUUUCGAACUGGUAAAGAAAAUUCAUGUCAGUGGAAGACUAGUUUAUCCACACAAUGAAAUACAGAGUGCCGCGAUGUCUCUAUCUGAAAAUCGACUGGAAAUCAUCGAGUUUCUUCAUCAACACCGACAGACUGUUGGGAGCAUGGAUAAUAUCGAUGCACCCUAUUGGGCUGCAUCGCAAGGUGAUUUGGAAUUAUGUAAAUUCCUUCAUCGCAAUGGAUACCGUGGCAGUAUGUCUGUAAAUCAAGCGGCACUCAACGGACAUACGGAAGUACUUCGAUUCUGUACUGAGAAUCGAACCGAACUUCUUAGCUCAAACAUUCUAGGGCUAGUCGCUGAAAACCAACAUUUCGAAACACUCCAAUAUAUUUUCCAGAACAGAAGUGAAGUUACUUUAAACGAUGAAGUAAUGGAUCGUUUGGCAAUUUUUGAGACUCCCGAUGCAAUGGAAUGGUUCUCAGCGAAUUCCAAUGUACAAUUCACUUCGAAUGCAUAUUACUUUGCAUGUGAGAACAAUAGAUUGGCAAACUUCCAGUGGUUGUACGAAAAGAUGAAAGUAUCAUUGAGGAAGGAUAUAGAUCAGACGGCUGCUAGUCGUGGACGCUUGGAGAUAAUAAAGUAUCUACACACUAUAAAUGCUCCAUUUUCACAAAAAACAAUGGACUUUGCUGCUAUUUCUAAAAAUCUCGAUUUAGUUGCGUUUCUUCAUCUAAAUCGUACAGAAGGCUGUUCUCCGUCAACACCGAGCUACUCCCAUAGCUUUGCAAUGACCAAACUGCUUCUAAACUGUAAUUGCGGGAAUAUAUCAGAAGACCCAAUCUAUAUACAUUACUUGAAAAGACUGGAAUUUAUCAAAGUUCAUAAACUCUGA